CCCACCCAGCUCCCCAGGCAGGCGGCCUGUGAACUUGGCUGCCAAGCUUGUGGCGGACGUGACGCCAGGCCAGGCCAGAGCAGCGCGGGCACCCUCGCUCAGGGUGCCCCUCGCUCAGGGAUGGGCCGGCAGGCUGCAGCUGGCAGGUUGGUUCUGAUGCUAGUCCUGAUGCUGUCCGCGAAGGCCGGGAGUGGAGCAUCGGCGAGCGCCGAGGAUCCUGAGCCACCCUCGGUGCCUGUGCCAACGAAUGUUCUAAUUAAGUCUUAUAACUUGAACCCUGUAGUAUGCUGGAAAUACAAGAACAUGUCGCAGACUCCUGUUUUUACUGUACAGGUAAAGAUGUAUCCGGAUUCAUGGACUGAUUCCUGCACUGACAUUUCUGAUCAUUGCUGUAACAUCUAUGAACAAAUUACGUAUCCUGAUGUAUCUGCCUGGGCCAGAGUUAAAGCUAAGGUUGGACAAAAAGAAUCUAACUAUGCCCGGUCAGAAGAGUUUAUUAUGUGCCGAAAGGGAAAAGUUGGACCGCCUGGCCUGGACAUCAGAAGGAAGGAAGACCAACUCAUUGUACACGUGCUUCACCCUGAGGUCGUUGUAAACGGAAAAAGUCAGGGAACCAUGUUUGGUGAUGGAAGUACCUGUUACACAUUCGACUAUACUGUGUAUGUAAAACAUAACAGGAGUGGGGAGAUCCUACAUACAGAACAUACAGUUGAAAAAGAAGAUUGUAAUGAAACUCUGUGUGAGUUAAACAUCUCAGUGUCCACGCUGAAGUCCAGUUACUGUAUUUCAGUAGAUGGACUCUCAUCUUUCUGGCAAGUUAAAACAGAAAAAUCAAAAGACGUCUGUAUCCCACUUUUCCAUGAUGACAGAAAAGAUUCCGUCUGGAUUCUGGUUGUUGUUCUUCUUGUCCUCUUUACAAAAGUCGUCCUAUUACUUGCAUGUUGCUAUAUUAAGAAGAAUCCAUUUAAGAGAAAAAGCAUAAUGUUACCUAAAUCCUUGCUCUCUGUGGUAAGAAAUGCCACAUCAGAGACAAAACCUGAUUCUAAAUAUUCACUUGUCACCUCGUGCCAGCCAGCUGUCCUAGAGAGUGAGACCGUGAUCUGUGAAGAGCAUUUGUCCACAGUGACAGCACCACACAGCCUAGGAGCAGAAGAUGAAGAACUUUCAAAAGAAACAGAGGCUAUGGCUACUGAAGGAAGCACUUCUCCCAUGACCCCCGACAGCCCUCCUACUCCGAUACAGAGAGGCAGUUUCUCCCUGUUAAGCAGUAACCAGUCAGGCCCGUGUAGCCUCACCACCUAUCACUCCAGAAACGACUCUGACAGUGGCCUCAUGGGAUCAGGUAGCUGCAUAUCUGACUCUGAAUCGCUCCCAAACAACUCGGAAACAGAGAUGCCAGGGCGAGACCCCUCACCUGUGCGCAAGGCCCCCACUUUCUCUGGUUAUGACAAACCACACACGCUGGUGUCCGUGAUUGUGGAUGGUGGUGGGAAGGAGUCUCUGAUCGGGUAUAGACUCGCAGGAGAUGCCCAGGAACUGUCCUAAGGCCUCCUGAGACCUGCCUGUGGUGGAAGAACUGACGUCUUAGGCAGUUUUUCUGCUUUGAUUUCAUGAAAGAAGUUGUACGUUAGCUAAUACUAACCACACAGAAUAUCCAAUUUAGAUCCAUGAAUAAGGAACCUGUGGGCACUGCUGGGUCCACUCUGCAAACGCCAAGGCUGUCAAAGGAGUGUAUUGCUGCUUAUGAACUCCUCUCUGCAGGGGCUAGCUGUGAGUUUCCCUCUCCCAGCCCUGCUGCCUGCGGCCGCCGCUCCUCCACCCUUAUCGCCUCAUGGGACACAGUGGGCCUUUUUUUCCACACGCCUUUGUAUUUGUAAGUUCAUGUAUAUAAUAUGUUUACAUGUUUCAUGUCACAUGUAAGUUCAUGUAUAUAAUAUGUUUACAUGUUUCAUGUUACAUGUAAGUUCAUGUAUAUAAUAUUUUUACAUGUUUCACUUUGAAGGGAAAGCUGAAAGCUACUCAAAGUUUACCUAGAGUUUGGUAGGGCACAUCUGUGGGAGCUUGUACAUAUUUUUUAUGGAGCAUUACUUUUAUUUUUAAGUAAAAUGUUUUGAAAGCAAAA
Messenger RNA from Apodemus sylvaticus (European woodmouse), 2122 nucleotides. It is a transcript of the gene Ifngr1, whose product is annotated as interferon gamma receptor 1. Lineage: Eukaryota; Metazoa; Chordata; Mammalia; Rodentia; Muridae. The transcript is spliced from 7 exons. The record is from RefSeq and is a predicted model, not a curated record. Gene Ontology annotation, molecular function: cytokine receptor activity; cytokine binding. Gene Ontology annotation, biological process: type II interferon-mediated signaling pathway. Bases 121 to 1545 code for a protein of 474 amino acids. Gene Ontology annotation, cellular component: membrane.